Molecule: messenger RNA, 326 nt
Organism: Amoebophrya sp. A25
Lineage: Eukaryota; Dinophyceae; Syndiniales; Amoebophryaceae
Source: the annotation of a GenBank genome assembly
AGUCAGUACACGAGAAAAAAGUGCAGAACCAAUCAAAACCUAGCGAUGACAUCUGUUGCGAACGUGGGUUGGGCAAAGUACCCUCAUUUAUGGCUCAAUAUUAUUUUAUUACUUUAUUUCUACCAUUCAAAUUCAUUUCUCUUUUUUUCUGUUUGGGAUUCUGAAGAAAUGAAGAAAAGAAAUGAAACGCUCUGGGCUCUAACUUCCUGGAGUAGCUACAAGGGUGUCCUCAAAAUUCCUGGAGAAACCGGUGGAAAGAACAAGUGCAGAGAUGUCUGUGAAUUAUACGCCUACGACGGCUGCAACUGCUAUACUGUCGAGUUCAC